Caenorhabditis angaria is the source of this 3847-nucleotide messenger RNA. NCBI's taxonomy places the organism in Eukaryota, Metazoa, Nematoda, Chromadorea, Rhabditida, Rhabditidae. The record is from the annotation of a GenBank genome assembly.
AUGAUAUCAAAAUGUGUAUUUUUGAGUGCGGAUCCGGAUUUGAAUAUAACUAGUGAGUUUUUGUGCUUUUUUUCAAAAAUCCAUGAUUUUUCUACUGAAAAAUUGAAGUUUUUUUUCCAAAAAAGUUUACAAAAAUCCAUGAUUUUUUUGAGUAAAAAAACCCUUUUUUUCUUCUGAAAAUUGAAGUUUUUCUGAUUUUUUCAAUUGAAGGAAUUUUAUAGAAAGAUUUCAAAUUUCAAAUAAGCUGGAAAUUAGGAUUCUAUUGAUUUUUGAUAUUGAAAUUUUGAUCAGAAAAGCACAGUUUGUAAUUUACAAACCCAAAUCGAUAGACCUCAAAUUUUUUUCGAUAAUUUUUGUGAAAAUGCUCGAUUUUUUCUGUGAAAAUGCUCGAUUUUUUGAGUGAGUUUUUUUCAAGAACUUUAAAAAUUUCAAAAUUCCUCGUUUUGAGCUGAAAAAUCAGAGUUUUAUCGAUUUUUAAAAAUUCAAAAAAAUUCAAAAAAAUAGACUAAAAAUUUGUCAGAGAAAUCAGAUGCUAAUCUCAAAUUUUUACAAAUUUCAUCGAUCUCAAAUAUUGAAAAAAAAUUCAAUUUGAAAUUUUUAAACUUCAUAUUCUUGGAUUACUGUGAAUUUCAGUUUUUUGCUCACAAAUUUAGAAUUACCUGAAUUUUAGGGUUACUGUAGCUUGAAUUCUUUCACAAAAUUCUUAAAUUUCAAUCCAGAUAAAAAACAAAUUUCCAUUCCGAAAAAUUUUUAGAAAUAAAUUUCAAAAAAAAAUAUUUAUUAAUUUUUCAGGCGUGGAAUUCGAAACGUGUUCUCGUCGAUGUCAUUUUCAAUUUUUUGGUAGUAAAUUCUUUGGCUCGCUUCAAAUCAUCGACAAGAAGUUCUCAAAUUUUUCGGAUUUUUGACUAAAAUCGAGAAGAAUUUUAUGAUUUUUCCAACAAUUUGCAACCGAAAAUUAUGGAAAUUUGAUCGAUUAUUUGCUCUCAACUCAAAUAUUCGAACUCGAAAAAUAUGGAUUCGAAUUUGUGAUGAAAAAUUCGAGCUGAAACUGAAGAUUCGAAUGAAGAUUUCGAAGGGCUGCAUUCCAAUUGAUGACUGGAUGUAGCAAAUUCUCCAAUGAUUUUGUGAGAAUCGGAAAAUGAUUGUAAACAAUCCGGGCGUAACUCCGAUAACGACGCGCAGGGUAUUGGUAGCCGACCUGUGAUAAGUCAAAUGAGCGGCUCCCAUGCUUUAUGCAAAAACCCCCCACGUGGAUCGUUCAAUUGCACCAUUAUUCUUUAUGAAAAUGGUGUCCAAGUAAUGAGAAGCGAAAUUUUUGGAUAUUUUGAAGAAUUGGAUCAAUUCAUGGAUGUUUUCGAGAUUCUGGAAUUUUUCAAUUGAAAUUGAUGUGAAGAAACAAGUGUAUCAAUCGACCAUUUUUUGCGAUUUUUGAAUAUGAUUUGGAUUGAGAUCGGAAAGAAAAAUAUUGGAACAUGGUGGAUCCAAUAUUUAUAAUUAGUUGUGCAUAAUGCAAAAAUGGAAGAUUGAUUGGAUUGAAUUAUGAAUAUGGAAAGAAUAAUUGGAUGAAAUCGAAUUAAAGGAACAUUCAUGUGAUUCCAUAUUUCAUGAUAUCAAAAUUAGUAUUUUUGAGCGAUUAUAGGAUCCGGAUUUGAAUAUAAUUAGUGAGUUUUUGUGCUUUUUUUGCAAAAAUCCAUAAUUUUUCUACUGAAAAAUUGAAGUUUUAUUUUCCAACAAAGUUUCCAAAAAUCCAUGAUUUUUCUGAGAAAAAAACCCGUUUUUCCUGCUGAAAAAUUGAAAAUUUUUUGAUUUUUGAAAUUGAAAUUUUGACAAGAAAAACAUAGUUUGUAUUCUACAAACCCAAAUCGAUAGAUCUCAAAUUUUUCGAUAAUUUUUGGUGUAGAUCAAAAAUAAUUUUUCUCUAAAUCUCUCAUUUUUGUUUGUGUCAAGUCUUAAAAAAAUUCGUGAAACAUUUAAAUUUUUAUGCUCAAAAUUUAGAAUUUUUAAUCAAAGUUUAAAAUUUUACAGAUCAAAUCAAGUUUGCUGAAGGUUUCAAUUUCAAUUUGACUGAAAUGAUGUGAGAAAAGUUUGGCUGUGAAAAUUCAGAUUUUUUGAUGGAUUUGGCAAAAUUCGAAUAUUGAAGGAUGAAAAUGGAAAUCGAUAAUUACUAAUUUGGCCAGUUAUUAAUUAUUGAACGUUCUCCGCCGCAUUUUUGCUAAAAAAAAUUGAAGAUUCCAGAAUUUCGGUGAGUUUUUUGGGACAAUCUCAAAAAUCCAAAGAAAAUGUUUUUCAGAUCAAUGCUCAACAAAUUCGAUAUUUUUUAUCAACUUGUCAAGAAUCUGAAGCAGUUUUGGAAUUUUUCUGAAUUUUUCGCGAAGUUUUAUUAGAAUAUGCGUGGUUGAUCGAUUAUUGAGUGAGUUUUUUUUCAAGAACUUUUAAAAAUUUUAAAAUUCCACGUUUUGAGCUGAAAACCCAGAGUUUUAUUGAUUUUAAACCAAAUUUUUGAACUUGAAUUGAAAAAUUGAAAAUUUUAUUGAUUUUUUAAAUAAAUCACGUAUUUUUCAGUGCUGAACUGGAUUUCGAAAGACCGGAAAAAUUCCUGAAAUUUUUGAAUUUUCGACGGAAUUUGAAGAAUUUUCUGGAAUGAGAAUUGAACUGGCUGAAAAAGAAGAUCGAAAAAUGGUGUAAUUUGAAGUCGCACGGGGAGGGAGGGAGGAUGGGGUGCGAUUUAGAAGAAGUGAGUUUGAAUUUUGAUGCAUUUUUUUGAUGGAAAACAUAUUCAUAUUUUUCAGUUCGAUUUGAAUGGCUUCUGCUAAUGUUGGAUAGAAGAUCUGGAAGUGAUUCCUGGAAAAAUUCGCGAAUUUGUUUCAGUGAGUUUUUGAAACUUUCAAAUAAUUGUGUCAAAAAUACAAAAGAAAUUCAAAAAGUAGACUAAAAAUUUGUCAGAAAAAUCGGAUUUUCACAAAUUUCAUCGAGCUCAAAUAUUGAAAAAAAAUUGCAUCUUCUUGGAUUAAUGUAAAUUUCAGUUUAUAACUCAACAAUUUAAAAUUACCUGAAUUUUAGGGUUACUGUAGCUUGAAUUCUUUCACAAAAAUCUUGAAUUUCAGUCAAUUAUGAAUUCUUGGAUCGAUUUUUGAUGGGCAUCUGUGAGAUUUGCGGAAAACUGGGCAUUUUUCUGACAAAUUCAACAUUUUUUGUCAAACUGGAACUACUGGAAUGAUUCGCUGGGAAAUUGAUAAGGUUAGUUUUUGAUUUCCGAAAUAAAUUGCAAAAAAAAAUAUUCAUUCAUUUUUCAGACGUGAAAUUGGAAACGUGUCCACGUCGAAGUCAUUUUAAAUUUUCUGGUGGAAAUUGUUUGACUCAUCAAGAAGUUCAAUUCGCACAGGGAAGGGAGGGAACAAGGGGUGCGAUUUACUAGAUGUAAGUUUGAAUUUUGUAGAUUUUUUUUUGAUUUUUGAAAUUGAAAUUUUGAUAAGAAAAACAAAAUUUGUAAUUCACAAACCCAAAUCGAUAGAUCUCAAAUUUUCCGAUAAUUUUUGGUGUAGAUCAAAAAUUAUUUUUCUCUAAAUCUCUCAUUUUUGAUUGUGUCAUGUCUCAAAAAAUGCGUGAAACAUUCGAAUUUUUCUGCUACAAAUUUAGAAUUUUUAAUCAAAUUUGAAUUUUGAUGAAUUUUUUGAUGAAAAACAUAUUCAUAUUUUUCAGUUCGAUUUCGAUGGCUUCUACUGAUGUUGAAUUCGAUUUUGAAUCAAAGGGAAGCUGUUGUUUUGUCUAGCAGAACCAAAUAAGGUUAGUUUUUUGUCAUUUCCGAAAUAAAUUGCAAAAAAAAUAUUUAUUUAUUUUUCAGACGUGA